GCCGCCAUCUUGGCUGCAGCCGUGAGGGAGCCGCGGCCGCCGCUGCCCGCCCCGCCCGCUCCGCCGCCAUCGCGGCCCGGCCGCCGCUCCCCGCCUGCCUCCCUCCCUCGGCCGCGGGCAGGAGGGGCCGCCCGGGGCCUGGCGGCCGCGGAGAGAUGAGCAGCAGCAGCAAUAAGAGGGCCCCCACCACAGCCACGCAGAGGCUGAAGCAGGAUUACCUGAGGAUCAAAAAGGAUCCAGUGCCUUACAUCUGUGCUGAGCCCCUGCCCUCCAACAUCCUGGAAUGGCACUACGUGGUGCGAGGGCCUGAGCUGACCCCAUAUGAAGGUGGAUAUUACCACGGAAAAUUAAUAUUCCCUCGAGAAUUCCCUUUCAAACCCCCCAGUAUUUAUAUGAUCACCCCCAAUGGAAGGUUCAAGUGCAACACAAGGCUCUGUCUGUCCAUCACGGAUUUCCACCCGGACACCUGGAACCCGGCCUGGUCCGUGUCCACCAUCCUGACGGGGCUGCUCAGCUUCAUGGUGGAGAAGGGGCCCACCCUGGGCAGCAUCGAGACCUCCGAGUUCACCAAAAGGCAGCUGGCUGCACAGAGCUUAGCAUUUAAUUUAAAAGACAAAGUCUUCUGUGAGCUCUUCCCUGAAGUGGUGGAGGAGAUGAAGCAGAAGCAGAGGGCCCAGGAGGAGCUGAGCUCCCGGCCGCCGCCGCUGCCGCUGCCCGACGUGGUUCCGGACGGGGACGCGCACCUGGGGCACCACGGGCAGGCCCCGCCGCUGGGGCCGCGCGCGGCGCUGGUGCCUGGGCCCGCCGGGGGCCUGCAGCAGCCGCCCAGGAACCACGGACUCUUGGGGGGGGCCCUGGCCAACCUGUUCGUCAUCGUGGGCUUCGCCGCCUUCGCCUACACAGUCAAGUACGUGCUGAGGAGCAUAGCCCAGGAGUGAGGCCUGCAGGGACCGGGCUCCCGGGGCCUUGGGGACUGUGGCGUUGGGCCCUGCCCCGGCCCCGGCGGGCUCGGGAACCUUUGGGUGUGUGGGGCUCUGCUCCAGCUGUGCUUUCAACACUGAAGAUCUUCAGCCAGUUUUGAUUCUGUUGAGUUUUCACUUCAGGAUGAAUGGGACUCUCGGAAUGGGACUCUUGGGGUGGAAAAUGUGGGGUUUUGCCCUUCUGGGUUGUGGUGGGGCUGGGUGAGACACAUUGAUUUGUAGAGCUCUCCUCCAUCUGUGGUUUGAACAUUGAAGAUCUUCAACAAA
Molecule: messenger RNA, 1247 nt
Organism: Agelaius phoeniceus (red-winged blackbird)
Lineage: Eukaryota; Metazoa; Chordata; Aves; Passeriformes; Icteridae
Gene: UBE2J2
Product: ubiquitin conjugating enzyme E2 J2
Source: RefSeq, a predicted model, not a curated record